GUGGUCGCGCACUAGUCAAAUUCUUGUGCUAUACAAAUUUUGCUGUUCCGCCAAAGUACAGAGUCAUCUAGAUUUGAUAAAAUGGCAGAAGGCCAAGAAGAACCAAAAAAGAUUACAAUCACAGUAAAAACUCCAAAAGAAAAACAACAAGUAGAUGUCGAGGAAGAUGCGGAUAUUAAAAAACUCAAGGAAGUAUUGUCACCUAAAUUCAAUGCCGAACCAGAGCAACUAUGUCUCAUAUUUGCUGGUAAAAUAAUGAAUGAUGGCGAUACAUUAAAGCAGCAUAACAUCAAAGAUGGGCUAACUGUGCAUCUCGUGAUAAAAACCCCACCGAGACCAGAGCCUGAAGGAGCUACCCGUCGCCCCCCAGCGGAUGUAAGCGCUACUCCAUUUGGUCUAAACUCUUUGGGUGGACUUGCUGGAUUGGAAAGCCUGGGUCUUGGUCAGAGCACUUUUAUGGACAUGCAGUCUCGGAUGCAACAAGAGUUAUUAUCAAACCCUGAAAUGUUGAGGCAUGUUUUAGAUAAUCCAUUGGUUCAGCAAAUGAUGAAUGAUCCUGAAAAUAUGAGGACUCUUAUUACAUCUAAUCCUCAAAUGCAGGAUCUUAUGGCACGAAAUCCAGAGAUAAGUCAUAUGUUGAAUAAUCCUGACCUCCUUCGACAAACUAUGGAGUUGGCACGUAAUCCAGCUAUGCUUCAGGAGUUAAUGAGGUCUCAUGAUAGGGCACUGUCUAAUCUUGAAAGCAUACCAGGUGGCUAUAACGCAUUACAAAGGAUGUAUCGUGAUAUACAAGAGCCUAUGCUAAAUGUUGCUAGCAGCAUGGCAGGAAAUCCAUUCUCAGGCCUAGUUGAUAACUCAGAUGGUACCAACCCUCAACAAGGAGCAGAAAAUCGUCAACCACUACCCAACCCUUGGCAGCGUGGUGGGGGUGCAGCUAGCACAGGGACUACAGGGGCAGGUGCAGCCACAGGCACUGGACCUGGUCUGAUCAACACUCCUGGAAUGCAGUCCUUACUGCAGCAAAUGUCAGAGAACCCUCGCUUAAUGCAAUCCAUGUUGUCUGCACCAUAUACUAAUAGUAUGCUGCAAGCUCUUGCGGCUGACCCAGAAAUGGCUUCACAACUUAUUAAUCAGAAUCCAAUGUUCGCCAAUAAUCCACAACUUCAGGAACAAAUUCGCACGAUGAUGCCUCAGAUGCUGACUCAACUUCAGAACCCAGAAAUGCAACAAAUGAUGUCUAACCCACAGGCCUUAGGUGCUUUGCUGCAAAUCCAGCAGGGUAUGGAGCAGCUACGUGCGGCUGCUCCAAGCUUAGUGAAUAACUUGGGCUUUGGCGCCGCUGCUGCCACAGCUCAGCCACCCGCUACGCCUGCGCCUCCUACAAAUAACCCAGCUCAAGGUCGCCAGCAGCAGAACAGUGAGCUAUUUACCCAGUUUAUGCAACGGAUGAUGUCAUCAAUGUCCAACGACCAGAAUAGUUCCCAGCAGCCACCUGAACAGCGCUACUCACAGCAAUUGGAACAACUUGCCGCUAUGGGAUUUCUCAACCGGGAUGCGAACUUGCAAGCAUUGAUCGCAACAUUCGGCGACGUGAAUGCGGCUGUGGAGAGGCUGCUGGCGCUUGGUCAGCUCUCUAUGAGCUAACAUACUCGUGCAUAAAUUUGACAGAUUUACACCAUAGUCUUGAUACAUAACAUUACAAUACAUUUAUGUCCUGUAAUUAUCAAUAUCGAGGCCAUAGUGUACCCAACGGCUAAUUGAGUUUAAUUAAUAUACUAUCGAAAUAGUUGAUAAAUUUUUACUGUCGUAAUCCAUUCCUUUUCGUUUUAGUUAUUAUCUGUGACAUUUUGGAGUCGACGGUUAAUUCAUUUUUUUUAUAAUAGUCUUAAAUCAUAGGGCGUGAAAAUUUUACAUGAUUACAAGUGCAGAGUACAUGAUUUGUGUGGCCACUAUAAACAACAAAGAUUUGCAGAUUUUAAUAAAAAGGUUUGCUUAUAUUGAAGUAGAAAGAACUGUAUUAUUUUAAUUACAGGCAUGAAUGGUUUAAGAUUAUUAUAUAGAAAUGCCACAUUAUAUUUGUGAACGGCGAAUGUAAAUAGCUUGCUUUGGGUGAGAAAAAGAAAAAUUAUGCAUGCAAUAAUUACAUUUAAAGAUGAAUGUGCUAUUGCUUAUGUACAGUCUUUGAUGUAAUGUUUGCUUAACAAUUUUCAAUUUUUGUUACAUAAUGUACAUGUUUAGUGUGUUCCUCACAUUGAAUUUCAUUAUUUCACAAAUUUGUAAUUGCUUGGUUAUAUGAACACUGAACGUUUUUUAUUAUUGUUUUUAGAAAAUGGUGGAGUGGGACCAUAGACAUAGAGAAUGGAUAAAACCAAAACCUCACAACUGUAAUCUUGUGAUAAAACAUCAAUUCGCUUGUUUGUCUUUGUCAAAUUUUUGACUGUCUAUUGCAUAGUGAACAACAAAUGCUCAUUCUAUUUAUUCCCUAUGUCUAUGUCAUACAUAAGUUCAAGACUUUUUUUGUCUUGUGGUGGUAGAGUUUAAUUCAGCUGUGUGCUCUAAUUUAUAGGAUUCUAGUAAAUUCUAUUUAAUUAUGAUACUUCUUUAAACUAGAACAUAUUGUUAUUCAGUUAUUUUGAUUUUGGAUUUUGUUGAGUUGCCUAAAAUUCUAUGAAAUAAUCAUAAGAAUACUAACAUAGUAUUGAUAAUGCCUAUUUAAAAAAAAACAAUUGUUUGUUAUUGUAUUCAUAAAUUUAAUGUAAUAUCAUCCUUUAUAUUUUUCCUACUGGUAAUUUAUCAGUUAAAGUUAUGCAAUUUGUAAAAGCCUAUGUUGUAUUGGGAUUUGCAUUGUAAAAAUAAAACAUAUUAUAACUUUGCUUCUAUUAUUAUUUAAGUUUUGUUGGGAACAUAUUUUAAAGUAUUUCUAGUUAAUGAUGUGUAAUUAUUUGUGACGGAAUACAAUUACAAUAGAGAUAUUAAAA
Molecule: messenger RNA, 2978 nt
Organism: Pieris brassicae (large cabbage white)
Lineage: Eukaryota; Metazoa; Arthropoda; Insecta; Lepidoptera; Pieridae
Gene: Ubqn
Product: ubiquilin-1
Exons: 11
Coding region: 82-1644 (520 amino acids)
Biological process (GO): ubiquitin-dependent protein catabolic process
Cellular component (GO): cytosol
Molecular function (GO): polyubiquitin modification-dependent protein binding
Source: RefSeq, a predicted model, not a curated record